AUGCAUCGUGCUUUGCUAGUCUCAGAAAUCCUCGUGCAGAUACUCAUCAAUUUGAGUAAACCCCCGGGUUCAGAAAUCUUUGGCUGGUCUCCAUCAUCAACACGCAAAUCGCUUGCAUCGCUCGCCUUGACAUGCACAACCUUUCACGAGCUUGCGAUGGAUUUUCUUUGGUCUAACAUGCAUGGGUUAAGACCACUGUUAGGCUGUGUGACGAGGCUACAUCCAGUGAUAUAUGAUCCUGAGUCCAAGUAUUCCUGGUCCCAGUACUACGCUGACCCAUUAGCCGAGCACGAAUUCCAUCAGUUUUUGCGCCAUUCCGCUCGUGUGCGCCAUCUAAUCAUAUCAGCCAGCAAUUAUUUUCGCCUUCUUACGGCCCUUCCCAUCGAGACACGUGUAUUUCCGAAUCUGCGGUCGUUAUCCUGGUUGGUUCAACGCACGGAAAUAGGAGACUUGCGCUUUUUCCUGCCACCAACCUUGCGCUGUUGUUCUGUAUCGGAAGUCCCAUUAGAUAUGAAAUAUAUUGGGGCACGCUGUCCUGAUAUGGAGGAGUUUACCGUCCAUGAGGAUAGCGACAUGGCGCAACUCUCUGAAACCCUUCGUUCAUGCAAGAGGCUCAGACGUCUGCAAUGUCCGCCGUUCGACUCAGCAGCAUGGAUGCACCUUUCUACCAUCCCCACCCUUCUCGAGGUGAAGAUUUCCACACCACGCACAAUUCAUUACCCCUUGGACAAUCUCAAUUUUGCAACUUUCCUUCGCCUCACGUCUCUUUCGCUCUGUGGAAUAGAAGUGGCAUCCGCUGUCGCGAUCAUACAACAUUCCAAAUUCCCUUCGCUAAAGGAGUUCGAAAUGCAUGUCCGUGUUUUACCUUGGGCAGAGGCUGAGCAGCUUUUCCGUGCACUGUCACUGUGCAAAGCCUCCCAGACCCUUGAAAGCAUCAAAAUUUCUUCCCGCAAUAGAACCCAGGAGCACACAAGCGACUCGUUGACGGCAGUCAAGCAGUUUCUUUGCUUCAAGGAACUGCGAACGCUGGGGCUAUCUGUUCAUUACCCCAUCUACCUCGACGAUGACCUUCUUUUUGAAGCCAUGACAACUUGGCCGCAUAUUCACUCCUUCCAAUUGAUGAACUGGUAUCCUUCUCCAGCUACCCUUACAUUUCGCGGGCUGUUCGCGGCGCUUCGUCUAUGUCCGCAGUUGCAAGACCUGCAAGUAUCGAUCGACGCCCGAAAUAUCGAUAUCGAGCCUGAAGUCGAGUCAUUCCAACAUACUUCCCUGAACAAUCUGAUCAUAGACUCGCGUGAGCUCGAAACCGUGAAUGUUGAAGCUGUUGCUCGCAUCAUUUACUACAUGCUUCCCGCCGUCAGCCAAGUUGUGUGUUCAAAUGGCGGCGUCCCACAAUUGUGGUACGACGUCAACAAGCAUCUCGAUAUGCUUAGAAACAAACCGUACUCGGCGCCUGAACCCUGCAUCACAGAAGCAGCGCUAGCCCUGAGUUAG
Molecule: messenger RNA, 1494 nt
Organism: Suillus discolor
Lineage: Eukaryota; Fungi; Basidiomycota; Agaricomycetes; Boletales; Suillaceae
Exons: 2
Coding region: 1-1494 (497 amino acids)
Source: RefSeq, a predicted model, not a curated record